UUGCCUUGAGGGCUUUCUUUGGAGGGCCCCUGAUGUGCCAAGGUAGUCCUUAGUCCACACUUGUUUGUAGAUAAGAGUGUAAGUAUCAGCUGUGAAAGAAAGCUGUUGGCUACUGGAUGCUUGCACAGUUUAAGCUAUUCAGGGUCCACGAUGUGCUGAUGGUCUCAGUCAGGCUUCAGAAUGGGAGCCUGGAUAAUUUAUGUGCGAAAAAUCCAAGCUGACCGUAAAAUGUCAUGGCUAAAUGAGCUGGAGGUUAGGUGACAAGUGUUACUCUGAUACUGGUUGGGACACACACAUAUACAUGUACGUGUACAAAUACCUGUGUAUGCGUGUGCUUCUGUUUCUAUAGAUGUAUUUAUACACACACGGGUUUUUAGAGGUGUGUUAAUAAAAGCAUUUUUAACUACAGACUUCUGCAUUUUAGUAUCUUUGCCAAUGUGGAAAGUUUAUAGGGAGAGUCAGCCAAAACGUGAUGGCAAAAUUUGGGGAUUUCCUACUCUGCUUCCUGAGGUUAGUUUGCUUAUCUCCUAAAAAGACUAAGUGUAAAUGCCUGAGUGGAUCGCCCUGUGAGUCUGGCAGUGACGUUUCACUUUCUGGGUAAGACUGGGUGGUAGUUCCUUGAACUGGAAAGCAGGGAGUUGGUCUUAGCAGUUGGUCAUGUGCAGAUCAGUUAACAACUGGUCUUGGAAAUGCCACACUGUCACUUAAACCAGUCUUCCCAGCGCAGUGGUUUAUGAGGAAGCACGCAGUUGCUGAUCCUGAGGACACGCCACGUAACGUGUGACUGAGCAGGAUUUUGGGAGCAGGCAGCACUGGCGUGGGCUCACGGUGAGGAGAGCAGCAGGAGGAACUGGAAGCUCUGCUCUUCUGUUAUCAGGCCAGCUCCAGCGUGUCCCCGGUUCUUAUCAGCCCUGGCAGAGCCGGUUUCUGACGCGCUGAGCCUCCACACGUCCUGCUGUAGGGUGCUGUUGGGGCUGGCCCCGUUGCCUCCUGCUUGCACUUAAAGAGGGGCUGCGAAGCACCUUGUGACAUAUGGGAGCAAGGCAGGGCAGUGCUGAUAGACACCGUGAAGAGAGGGGAUGCUAGACCUCAUCAUCCUCAGCCUCCACUACUUCAUCUGCUUUCUCAUCUCUGUUGCAAUCUGGUGUGGACCAAAGGAUGUGGAUCGGCACAGCUCAAGUGCAGGAGGAGCUGAGGCGGAGCCAGAUGGCCUUGUAUUCAUUGGCAAGGAAGAGGACAUAAAGAAGUCCCAAAGAAUAACAGCCAAAGUCGAUGGCAGAGAAAUUGUUGUUUUCUACCAUGAGGGGAAAUUCCAUGCUCUGGACUCUCGCUGCUACCAUGAAGGAGGCCCUUUAUGUCAAGGAGAAAUAGAGGAUAUCGAUGGACAAGCAUGUAUUGUUUGUCCUUGGCAUAAGUUUAAAAUUACCUUGGAAACAGGAGAAGGAUUGUAUGAAGGAAUAAAUCCUCUGGAGCCAUCACUAACACCAAAGUGGCAAUCAAAAGGAGUCAAACAAAGGAUUCAUAAGGUCACAAUAGACAAUGGAAACGUUUAUGUGAAUCCUCCAGAUCUGUCUGUGAGCUUCGACUCUGAUUAUUAUGCUGACAAGUACAAAAUUGGUGGUGAAUUAGCUAUGGGAAAACAAAGUCACUCAGAAGCCGCGGAGUAGGUCACAGCCAAAAAGCAGAAUCCCGGGGAAUGCACCAAUGAAGAACAUUUGUUGGGAAAAAAAAAUGUACUGUGCCAUGAAGGUUGUCUCCAAAUUAUAUUCCAGCGUUAAUGUUAUGUUAAAGCAUCAAAAUACGUGGAAAUGAGAAAGAUAAGCAGCCCUGCAUUGCCAGAAAUGUGACUGAUCUUGUGCUGAGGACAUUUUUUUCACUUGCAUUUCAAAAAAGACUUAAUUACAGCAGAGUGCCUCAUAAUAUUUGAUAUUUUGCUAGAACUAUUUUAAAUUUUAAGAGGGGAUAUUGUAUAUUACAGUUUAUAAAACUUACUAUAUAAUUUAAGGUAGAUAGUCAGGUGGAAAGGUUAUCUUUAUAUGCUUAACAGUUUAUACUUCUAAUGCCUUUGGUAAAAAUUGCGUGGGAAUUUUUAACUUUUGAAGUACUUGUGUGAUCUCUAGGUGUUUAUUAAGUGCCACAAAGGGAAGCACAGAAUUUCAGCAUAUUUUGGUGCACUCCUUUGUGCCUAUUUGUGCGUUGCUACCUUGAGUACAUAGAGCCAUUUAUUUUCCUUCUCCUCACUGAACUCUUGUUAGUUCAUUGAAUAAUGUGGCAAGGAUUUGUUAUGUAUAGCUUGUUCUUCCUGAUUCUGUUGGUUAGAGGGAGCUGUUUGGUGUCAUAUGUGAUGUAGUAGCCCUUGUUUGUUUUAUUUUUUUAUUUAUUGUAACCACAUUUUUAUACAUUCAUUUGAAAAAAAAUCAUGCUUUCUGUGUAGAGGCAAAAGUUGUGUUUUUCUCUGUGUGUUCACUGUACAAUAUCAGACCUGCCCCAAAAACCCCUUCCAAAGAAGUUUCUCUCUGAGCUCUGCUGCCCUCCGGGACAUGGUGGGCUCUUCUGUUAAGCCUGUGGAGCAUCACGGAAUCAUUGAGGCUGGGAAACACCUCUAAGACCAUCAAGUGCAAUGGUUAAAUCAGCCCUGCCAAGCCCACCACUAAACCAUGUUCCCAAAUGCCACACACAUCCCUUAAAUACACCAUCCUGCAUUGCUGCAA
This is a messenger RNA of Corvus hawaiiensis (hawaiian crow), 2711 nucleotides long. It is a transcript of the gene RFESD, whose product is annotated as Rieske Fe-S domain containing. Gene Ontology annotation, molecular function: 2 iron, 2 sulfur cluster binding. The transcript is spliced from 4 exons. NCBI's taxonomy places the organism in Eukaryota, Metazoa, Chordata, Aves, Passeriformes, Corvidae. Bases 1080 to 1667 code for a protein of 195 amino acids. The record is from RefSeq and is a predicted model, not a curated record.